GGCCCUUUAAGAGGGAUAAAGACGACAGCUCCGCACGAGCCGAGCGCAUCGAUGCCGCGCUUUACAUUUCAUCAGUAAUUUCGCUCGGCUGCCGCAGAGAUCAUUUAACAUCACUGCGGUUUUUAAAGGUUAAUUUGUGUGAAGUGUACUUGAGCGUUUUAAACCCCGGGAGGAGAAAUGUGACGCCGUGCCCAGCCGGUUUGCUCUCUGGUGCGUAAUUGAUUCGGACAUCCUGUUCACCAGCCAGGCAGCGAGUGCCCCCUCAUCUUGCUCCGGAGAAAAUAAAAAGAUAAAUAACAAUGGAAGACAAACGCAAGAAGCGUAGCCCAAAGGUGUCUCUCCCGCAGCCCCCUCCUCCCCCCAUCAACCCCCGCAAACUCUCCGUCCUGCCUGCCAGCAAAAGUGCCACCUUCUCUCUCGGCCUGCCGCAGCCUCCCUCCCCCAAGAACAGAGGCAAGUAUAAGAGGUCCAUAGGUGCACCAGGGCAGCCCAAAGAGGUGUUCGCAGCCGUCGUAGCUCCACCAAAGACCACCAGGCCCCACAAGGAGAAGCCCAGGGCUCCCCAGCCAGCAGGGCCAAGUAAAGUAGUCCAGUCUUCCCCCUUGCAGCACUCCUUUCUCACUGAUGUCUCAGAUGUGAGAGAGAUGGAGGGAGGGCUCCUCAACCUUCUUAAUGACUUCCACUCAGGCAAACUACAGGCUUUCGGUAAAGUGUGCUCCUUUGAGCAGCUGGAACAUGUGCGUGAGAUGCAGGAGAAGCUGGCGCGAUUGCACUUCAGCCUCGACAGUCACGUGGAGGAGCUUUCAGAGGACCAGAGGAAGUGCGCCUCUGACCACAACCUGGAACACCUGCUCAGUAACCUGGAGGAGCUCAGCACCUCAAUACAAAAGCUCCACUUGGCUGAGAACCAGGACCUGCCCAAGACAUCUGGUCCCUGACAAAGUGAGGUGUGGAGUAUGGCGACCAGACACUCAUCUUCUCCCAACAUCUAAGCAGUCCAGGUUGCCAUGGCAUUGAUCCAGCUGCCUUAGUAACAGAAUGGAAAGCUCCACACAGGAGGAGGGGCUAUUUUUUUUUCCAUUUGGUCAGUGAAGCCUGAGGGAACGGCCGAGGGAAUGACUCAAAGCAGCAGAGCAUUAAAUGAACUCUCAACCAGAAUCAUAAACCCCCUCAUUCAUGGCAGAAGAAAUGAUCAGAGGUUUUAUUUUAGAUUUACAGGAGAAAACAUUGUGUUAAAAGUUUUGAACAUUUUUGUGGCAUCAACAAACUUGGCUUCAGUAUAUAAUAUAUCUGAAUCCAGGAGUGUGUUGUUGUUGGUUCUCUGCUAUUCAUCACAAAAAGCACAUUUCAUGACAGUUUAAGACUCUAUGUUGUGUUUGUUUACUUCACGUUAUGCCUGGUGUUUUGCAUAUUUUAAGAUGGUAUAUGUCUCUAUCGGCAAAGAAAUGUGAGCCAUACUUAUGUAGCAAGUAGCAAAUGUAUUUGGCCCUUGACAACACCACUGUGGGAGUUUUCACUUUUGCUAUUAUCCUGAAUGCACUCUGUCAUUUUUAUAUCUUUGCUAAACGUUUAAUACUGGAAAGGAAUGGAUUUACUCCCUCUUACAACUGUGCAUUUAAAAAAGGGACAAUGUGAGGAGACCUAAUGUAAAAAAUGUAUGUUUGAUGAACUUAUACUGUAUGUAAAAUGGUUAGUGUUUGGCCAAUGUGCAGUUCAGCUACUGUAUUUGCGACACUGAUGGUUUAGAAUAAUUCAAAUAGGACAAUUUUGUCUAUUUCCUCAGUGCGUCUUCAGGAUUGCCUUUAGGUUUUAUUUUUGUGAAUGAGGGCCCAGUAGCAGCAUCAGCUCCAAGCACAAACUAGUCCACCCUGCUACUGAAAUGCUGUAAAAUUGCCUUCUUGUAACGUGUAGGUUACACAGGGGGUCGGUCCAGUCUGACACAGGAAGGCAUUCCCUUGUCUCUCUGUGUUGGACAGCACAUCCACAGAGCAAUGCAGCUGGCAUAAAUCUCUGUGCCGCACUCUUUCAAAAUGGCAGCUACUUUCAUAGGUAAAGAUUUAGGGGCUGAGAUUAUGAUUUGCAUUGUAUUUAAUUCCAAACUUGGCAGCGAUGCACAGUACCUUGGCCAUAAUAUUAAAUCCCCGACAAGCCAAUUAAAAUGAUAUUAACGUUCAAUCUGAAACAUUAAAGCAUUGGUGCAUUCAGUUGUUAAAAAUGUAAUAUAAGUCUUUUGUACUGCUUGCUAAGCCUACCUCUUUUCCAAGGCCUUGGAAUAUGUGAUACAUUUCUCAUUCUAGUUAGUCCAUCAAAAAUCCUUCGUAGUCAGCUCUUUUAUGUUUAUAUUUACUACAUAAUAAGAGGGGUAAUUCACCAGAGGACUGAUUACCGUUAACUUUACACAACAUACCAUAUGAAGUAGGCGCAGUCAAAACAACAGAAAACUCAUGUGUAUUCUCAUGUGUAUUCAGUGGCUGUACCCAUGAAUAAAGGUAAAUUAGGUAAAAGGUGUAAUAAUGUGUGUUGUUAGUGUGUGUAAAAUGUACCUGUGGUCAAUUCUCUGCCCACCCCAUCUCCUUAAAAUCUGAAUGAGGCACAUGGAAGUUAGUUUUACAGAAAUAAAACACUUUAUUUAUAUAUCAAUCUGUCUUUACUCUUGUUCACAAACAAGUUUGAUAUAAUUUAACAAUAGAUUAAUUAAAAGGCUACUUGAAGACUGGCACUAUACUGAGACACAAUCAGAUCUGGGCAUUCACUGUUUCUCAGGCAGCCACAGGAGUAAAGCUGAACUCCUUUUCCCUUUCAUGUUGUCCCCAUCCAGGAGCAUUAGUUAGAACCCAACUGUGAUCUAGGCAUCAGUGUACAUAUAUAUCUCCUUAUCAAAAAUAGAAACAAUUUUGAAUUUUGAUCCUGCCAGUAAAUUUUGGUCAUGCAAAAAAAAAAAA
Messenger RNA from Lates calcarifer (barramundi perch), 2942 nucleotides. It is a transcript of the gene ccdc28b, whose product is annotated as coiled-coil domain containing 28B. Lineage: Eukaryota; Metazoa; Chordata; Actinopteri; Centropomidae. The record is from RefSeq and is a predicted model, not a curated record.